CAGGACCCGCCGCCCAAUAAAAUGUCCAGCCGCAACUCAACUUGCGUGAGGCGAGGGGAAUCCGGUUAAUGCCACGUGCACGGGGACCAAUGGGAGCCUGAAAGGGAUUUUCCCCAAAUGCAGGGAGUUCUAGCUUCAAAAACCAGAGGGAAGGGAAUCCUACCUAAGAAGUGAUGAAAUGCAGAGGGAAAUUCAGCCGAUGCAAGGAACGCUAGAUGAAGUUUCCUUUCCCGUUGCGGUCUCACCCCCGCCCCACUCCGGCCGGAAGUGAGAGCCUCGAGGCGGUCCCUUCGAGCGGUUUCCGGGACGGGUGGCUGGCCUUAGUGCGCAGGCGCGCCUGCUGGCCAGGGGCCCUGGGAGUACCACGUGAUCGCGCGGAGGUCGCAACAUGGCGGCGCCCACCGCGGCGUGUGACUGACUGCGGGAGGCGGCAAGAGAAGCCCCCGGGCCGGGCGAGGCGGCGGCAUGUCGCGGCUGGUAGUGAAGAACCUGCCGAGCGGGAUGAAGGAAGAGCGCUUCCGGAAGCUCUUUGCUGCCUUUGGGACGCUGACAGAUUGCAGCUUGAAAUUCACCAAGGAUGGCAAAUUCCGCAAAUUUGGAUUUAUUGGAUUUAAAUCGGAAGAGGAGGCUAAAGCAGCACUUGCCCAUUUCAACAAAAGCUUUAUAGAUACAGCCAGAGUUGUGGUUGAGUUCUGUAAGUCUUUUGGGGACCCACUGAAAGCUAGAGCUUGGAGUAAACACUCCCCAAAACACCCGGUGUUGAAGCAAGCUCUCGAGACUGAGGGUUUAAGCCAUACGGAAGCAAAGCAAGAUAAAAAGAAAAAGAACCAAACAGGAGAGUUGAAAGAGCUGGAAAGAGAAGAGACCUUUCAAGAUUUCCUGGCGGUGCACCAGAAACGCUCCCAAGUAGCCACCUGGUCUAAUGAUACACAGACGGAGGAUCCUGAGGAGGCCAAAGCAAGGCCAGCGGAUGAUUAUCUGAACUUUGAUUCGGAUGAGUCUGAAAGCCUCAGUGAGGAGGAAGCUGAGACUGGGGCUGUGGGACGUGAUGCUGGAAUUUCCCCAGAGAAAACAAGCUCCCAGGGGAUGUCUGCAAGCAGCCAGGAGCUCUCGGACAUGGAUUACCUGAAAUCAAAAGUGGUGAAGGAUGAUGAUGAGGACUCUCCUGCAUCUGAAGAGGAGAGUGAGACUGAGGAGACCAGCAGUGGGGAGCUUGCAGAGCAAAGGGAGGAGCGGGGAAAGGCGCCAAGAGGUGUGCAGAUGGCUGGUUCUGGUCUUUCAGCAGAAGUGGAACUGGGAAAGAGGAUCAAGGGUCAGAAGAGGGCAGCGGAAGAGAAGAAACUUGAGCCUCUAUCCCAGGUCCAGACUCCUGCCACUGCCAGCCAACCUACCACACCGUACACUGUGAAGCUCCGGGGCGCCCCGUUCAACGUCACAGAGCAAAACGUGAGGGAGUUCCUUGUGCCUCUUCGGCCGGUGGCAAUCAGGAUUGCAAGAAAUGCCCACGGAAACAAGACGGGUUAUGUCUUUGUUGAUUUUGACAGCGAGGAAGAGGUGCAGAGAGCCUUGAAGCGGAAUCGUGAGUACAUGGGUGGGCGCUACAUCGAAAUAUUUCCUGAGGAGAAUGCUGCUGCAAAGGUGAAGAACUCCCUGAAAGGCCGAGCCCAGGCCUGGCAAAGGCCCAGGAAGGAUGACGAGGAGGAGGAGGAUCUGUCUGAUUCGGGGAGGCUCUUUGUGAGGAACCUUCCCUACACCAGCACGGAGGAGGACCUGGAAGCAGUAUUCUCUAAAUAUGGGCCUCUCUCCGAGAUCCACUUUCCCAUUGACAGCCUGACCAAGAAGCCCAAGGGCUUUGCCUUUGUCACCUACAUGUUCCCCGAACACGCCCUGAAGGCCUUUGCUGGAGUGGAUGGGCAGGUUUUCCAGGGCCGAAUGCUGCACGUCCUGCCUUCCACCUUCAAGAAGGGCGAAGCAGAGAGCUCUGAUGCUGGCCGGGGUUCUUCCUACAAGAAGCAGAAGGAGGCCAAGGACAAGGCCAGCAGCUGCAGCUCCCACAACUGGAACGCCUUGUUCAUGGGGACCAACGCUGUGGCGGACACCAUUGCCCAGAAAUAUGGCGCUGCCAAGAGCCGGGUGCUGGACCACGAGGGCAAGGGCAGCGUGGCAGUGAGGGUGGCGCUAGGCGAGACCGAACUCGUGCAGAAGGUCCGCCAGUUCCUGCUCGGACAUGGAGUGAGUCUGGAUGCCUUCAGUCAGGCUGCUGGCGAGCGCAGCAAGACCGUGAUCCUGGUGAAGAACUUGCCUGCCGGCACCACCGGGGCAGAGCUGGAAGAGGCCUUCGGGGCCCACGGCAGCCUCGGGCGGGUCCUGCUUCCUGAGGGAGGAGUGACCGCCAUUGUGGAGUUCCUGGAGCCCACGGAAGCCAAGAGGGCUUUCGCCAAGCUGGCCUACUCCAAGUUCCGGCACAUCCCUUUGUAUCUUGAAUGGGCACCCAUGGGGGUCUUCUCUGGCCCUGGAAAGAAACCGCCUCCGCGUCCAGGAAGCGAGGAGGAAAGCACAGAGCAGCCGGCGGCAGUUGGCUGUCAGGCUGAAGAGGCUAAAAUGGAGCUGGAAGAAGAGGAGGAGGAGGAGGAGAGCACUUCGGGAUGUACUCUCUUCAUAAAGAAUCUCAAUUUUGCCACCACAGAGGAAACUCUAAAGGAGGCUUUUUCCAAAGUGGGAGUUGUGAAGAGUUGCACUAUCUCAAAGAAGAAAAACAAAGCGGGAGCGCUGCUCUCCAUGGGCUUUGGAUUUGUGGAGUACAAAACGCCAGACCGUGCUCAGAGGGCCCUCAGGCAGCUGCAGGGUUGCUCAGUGGAUGGCCACCAGUUAGAAGUGAAGAUCUCAGAAAGAGCCAUCAGGGCGAAGGUGGCCUCGGCCCGCAAGAAGCAGGCCAGCGGGAAGCAGAAGAGCUCCAAGAUCUUGGUGCGCAACAUCCCCUUCCAGGCCACGGUGAAGGAGGUCAGAGAGCUUUUCAGCACCUUUGGAGAGCUGAAGACUGUUCGCCUGCCAAAGAAAAUGGUCGGAACGGGAAGGCAUCGUGGGUUUGGUUUUGUGGACUUCUUCACGAAGCAGGAUGCGAAGAGAGCUUUCAGCGCCUUGUGCCACAGUACCCACCUGUACGGCCGGAGGCUCGUCUUGGAGUGGGCGGAGACGGAGGAGACGGUGGAGGCCUUGAGGCGGAAGACAGCCAGCCACUUCCAUGACUCCCCCACAAAGAAGAAGCAGAAGCGGUCAGCUGUCCUAGAAGACAUCCUGGGGAAGCUGGAGGAGGGAGAAGGGGGUGAGGAGGAGGAGGAGGGCGACAGCAGCUAGGACCCCUGCCUGCCCCCAAGCCACAAGGUCAUUUGCAGGGUUUUCCCCGCGGGAGGCGUGCAGCCUGCUUCUCACCCUCCCCGUCUCUCCCCACCCCAGCUGAGAACUAAGAUGGCAAGGGGGGGCACCCCUUGAUCCCCGCCUGUGAAUGCGCCCCACCCCCGGCCCGAAGAAGAGCACCCUGGACAAACAGCGGGAAGGCAGCGCGGCUCAUCAGUUAGUGUCUUGGGAUCUCCCUCCUCUCUCCUGGCUGGAAUCCAGGCCUUGUUAAACCGGCAGAGGAAGCCACUCACUCCUCAGGAGUUCAGUGUGGCCUUUCUUGACAGCUUGUACAGUUUGGGGAAAUUGUUUACUUUUUCUUUAAAAGAAUCCUGUUGCUGAGGAACACAUCUAGA
This is a messenger RNA of Hemicordylus capensis (graceful crag lizard), 3749 nucleotides long. RefSeq names its product RNA binding motif protein 19 (gene RBM19). The transcript has 25 exons. Gene Ontology annotation, molecular function: RNA binding. The coding region runs from base 466 to 3354 and encodes 962 amino acids. The record is from RefSeq and is a predicted model, not a curated record. Lineage: Eukaryota; Metazoa; Chordata; Lepidosauria; Squamata; Cordylidae.